This is a messenger RNA of Cuscuta epithymum, 1935 nucleotides long. The record is from the annotation of a GenBank genome assembly. Lineage: Eukaryota; Viridiplantae; Streptophyta; Magnoliopsida; Solanales; Convolvulaceae.
AAUUAUCUGGUGAGUGAAUGCAGGUUGCCCUUUGAGGCAAUUACCGCUAAUAAAAAACCAACAAAGCUCCGAUAAGGCGGGAAAUCCAGCAUCCCUAACGGGUGUUACGGCAAUCGGCCAUCGCUUCUCGCGUCGUUAGGACCCAACCCACUCCGGCGGACACGUAAAUGGCGGAAAUUGAAACUCUAGGCAUUCUCGACGAGAUCCAGUCCCUUGUUUCCAUUAAACUUCAAGUGGUGUCAUACAAAUGGUUGAGCCAAAAUUACUUGGUGUCUUCGGAUGCGGCAAAGAGAUUGCUUGAGGAGUUUGUUGAGAAGCAUAUAAACGAUGUAGAAGUUGUUUAUAGUUUGUCUGGCUGGUUGAAGAAUAAUCCUUCAGCAUAUCACGUGCAGCUUGUCUCAAGUUCUAAAAUUGCAGAAGCGAAACAAGAGUUCAAUGAAAAUUGCUCGGUUCAGGUCUAUAGUGUGCAAGCUUGCAUCCCAAAGGAUGCAGCAACCCUUUGGAAUGCUGAAUUUGUCCAAGCUGAGGAGCUAUUUAAGCAGUCACCAUCAGUUGAUAAUUGUUUAUGGGAUAACAGGUUUUGCGGAGUUUUGAAUCCGUUUAUUAAGCAGAAUGCUGACAGAAAGUCUGCUAGCACUGGUGACCCUCAGGCAAAAAAUUCAGGGGCAAUAAUGGCAUCUAACUGUAAACUCACUAGCCAAAGUGUGACUUUUCAGCCACCUCAAUCGAAAAAGGUUCAACAUGCAGAGCCGAGUGCUGAUAUGGCUAUGGCUAAUUAUGUAAAGAAUGAAGUGGCAGUGGAAGGAGGCAGUAAUAUCGAUAUAGAUAAAGAGAAGGUCGCCCAACCUCUGGAAAAUAAGAAAAAUAUUAGGACUGACAAAACCUCUGCUUUGAAUGGAGGCGUAUUAGCUGAUAUGUGGGGUCGUGCAACCACAAAGUUAAAGACAGGCUGCAUUCCAACCGAGACUAACAAGGCCAUACCCAUUUCAGCUGAAACUCAAGUAUGUACUAGUAAAGAGUUUGAAGAUGCAAACUGCUUUGAUGAUCGUCAAGAUGUCACAAUUAAGCGAUCUAAUAGUAGAGGAAACAGGAAGAGGAGAGUUAUAUAUGAUUCCUCAGAUGAAGAAGGGGAAGAUGCAGUCAACCUAUCAUCACCUGAUCCUCCAGGGUUGAAGUCGAGUUCAAACACUCCUGAGGUGGAGAAGAUGUUAUGUUUCAAAGGAGAUGAGAAAAUGAAUAAGCAAUUUAAGGGAGAAUCGUCAGCUAAGGAAUCCAAGAGUCUUAGCAAUGAUGCGAAUGUGACGGGCAUCUCAGACCACGGUCAUAGUAAUGAUGCAAAUGUGAGGGCAAAGUUGACUGAUGUUGCCCCAAAAUCACCCCAAAGGAAGAAAGUAUUGAAGACCAAAAUAGAUGAACGUGGAAGAGAAGUUACAGAGGUUAUUUGGGAAGGUGAGGAGACAAAACCUGAUGGUAGUCUUGCAAUGAAAACUGAAAAUAAAGUAGCCAAUAAUGCUGUUGACAGACCAACAGCAGCUAAGAGGUCACAUGUAACUGAAAGCAUUGCUCCAUUAAACCAAGCUGUCAAAGCAGGAAACAAGAAGGGAGGAAACAAAGACCGUAAACAAGGAAACAUUCUGUCAUUCUUUAAAAGGGCUUCUUAAAUGGAAUUUUGAAUACAUUAUUUUCUUGCUCUAACGGUUUGCUCUUGAGAUUUGUUUUUCCUGUAGUAAAUGCAUAGAUAAUGUUCUGAUUGCACUUCAAGCAAAACAAAGACUAGUUUGAACCAAGUGUAGCAGUUGUUAGUGAUAUGUUCAUGCAAUUGUGGGGUAGUGAUAUGUCCUUGUGAUAUAGUUGUGUGUAUUUUUCCUGGGUGCCUAACAGGCGUGCGUGUGUAUUCAAGUACUAUCGUAUAUGAUAAAAGAAAAUGCAGAUACG